AUGCUAGCUAAUUUUUUAGGUGUCUUAUCUAUCCUCACCGGCUUCAUGGACAUUGACUUAAAUAAAUUCAAGGAGAGUGGAGCAAAUGUGACAGGUUUCCAGUUGGUGAACUACACAGACACCAUCCCUGCCAAGAUCAUGCAGCAGUGGAAGAACAGUGACGCUCGAGACCACACCCGGGUAGACUGGAAAAGGCCUAAGUAUACCUCUGCUCUCACCUAUGAUGGGGUAAAGGUGAUGGCUGAGGCUUUCCAGAGUCUGCGGCGGCAGAGGAUUGACAUAUCCCGCCGGGGGAAUGCCGGGGACUGUCUAGCUAACCCAGCUGUGCCCUGGGGCCAGGGGAUCGACAUCCAGAGAGCUCUGCAGCAGGUGCGGUUUGAGGGUCUGACAGGAAAUGUGCAGUUCAAUGAGAAAGGACGCCGGACCAACUACACCCUCCAUGUGAUUGAAAUGAAGCAUGAUGGCAUCCGAAAGAUUGGUUACUGGAAUGAAGAUGAUAAGUUUGUUCCUGCAGCCACUGAUGCCCAAGCUGGCGGGGAUAACUCAAGUGUUCAGAACAGGACAUACAUUGUCACUACAAUCCUAGAGGAUCCUUAUGUGAUGCUCAAGAAGAAUGCCAACCAGUUUGAGGGCAAUGACCGCUACGAGGGCUACUGUGUAGAGCUGGCAGCAGAGAUUGCCAAGCAUGUAGGCUACUCCUACCGUCUUGAGAUUGUCAGCGAUGGAAAAUAUGGAGCCCGAGAUCCUGACACAAAGGCCUGGAAUGGCAUGGUGGGAGAGCUGGUCUAUGGAAGAGCAGAUGUGGCUGUAGCCCCUUUAACUAUCACCUUGGUUCGGGAAGAGGUUAUAGACUUCUCCAAGCCAUUUAUGAGCUUGGGGAUCUCUAUCAUGAUAAAAAAGCCACAGAAGUCCAAGCCGGGAGUCUUCUCUUUCCUGGAUCCUUUGGCUUAUGAGAUUUGGAUGUGCAUCGUUUUUGCCUACAUUGGAGUGAGUGUUGUCCUCUUCUUGGUCAGCCGCUUCAGUCCCUAUGAAUGGCACAGUGAAGAGUUUGAGGAAGGACGAGACCAGACAACCAGUGACCAGUCUAAUGAGUUUGGGAUAUUCAACAGCUUAUGGUUCUCUCUAGGAGCCUUCAUGCAGCAAGGAUGUGACAUUUCUCCCAGGUCAGUUGGCUCCUCUUAA
Castor canadensis (American beaver) is the source of this 1182-nucleotide messenger RNA. The record is from RefSeq and is a predicted model, not a curated record. Lineage: Eukaryota; Metazoa; Chordata; Mammalia; Rodentia; Castoridae.